Messenger RNA from Loa loa (African eye worm), 188 nucleotides. RefSeq lists its product as hypothetical. Lineage: Eukaryota; Metazoa; Nematoda; Chromadorea; Rhabditida; Onchocercidae. Bases 1 to 183 code for a protein of 60 amino acids. The record is from RefSeq and is a predicted model, not a curated record. The transcript has 2 exons.
AUGACACCAAACUCUACUACUCAGCCAAGGAAACGAGGAGCACCAGGAGGGGAAGCACCAUCAGCAAGACCAUCGACACCACGAUCGAUUCCAGGGUGCUCAGCUCUCUGCAUUAUGUGUUUUUUGGUCGUUGGUGAGGAGAGGCAUUUCGAGAAUCGAGAAAUGUCAAUAUACAACAAAUGAACUCU